UACAAGUACAUAGCACGUUGAGUUUCCCCGAGUGCGUUGCAAGUUUUUUGGGUGCCCCCGAAAUCAAAGUGAAACGCUAAGUGAAGUGACCAGAAAAGGAAGUUCGAAGCUGGUAGACUCACUCUCAUACUUGAUACUGGAAAAUAAAGAAGAAGAAUCGAAUUUAAGAAAAACGUGCUCAGUGUGAAACGGCCACAGAUAAACAUUUGGAAAAGGAAAUCAAGAACCUGUUCAAAUAAUCAAGUGUCAGAAUUUGUUAUUACCCACGUUAAUAUAUCAUCAAGAUGGGUUCGCUGCCACAAUUGUCGAUCGUCAAGGGUCUGCAGCAAGACUUCGUGCCGAGAGCUCUGCACCGCAUCUUCGAGGAGCAGCAGCUGCGGCACGCCGACAAGGUGGCUCUGAUCUAUCAGCCCAGCACUCCGGGCCAGGGAAUGGCGCCCAGUCAGAGCAGCUAUCGCCAGAUGAACGAGCGGGCGAACCGGGCAGCCCGCCUUCUGGUGGCCGAGACCCACGGCCGCUUCCUGCAGCCGAACAGCGAUGGUGACUUCAUCGUGGCUGUGUGCAUGCAGCCGUCGGAGGGCCUGGUCACCACACUGCUGGCCAUCUGGAAGGCUGGCGGCGCGUAUCUGCCCAUCGACCCCAGCUUCCCGGCGAACCGCAUACACCACAUACUGCUGGAGGCGAAACCCACCUUGGUGAUUCGCGACGAUGACAUCGACGCCGGCCGUUUCCAGGGAUCUCCCACGCUUUCCACCACCGAACUGUAUGCCAAAUCCCUCCAGCUGGCUGGCUCCAAUCUGCUCUCAGAGGAGAUGCUGCGCGGUGGCAACGACCACAUCGCCAUCGUGCUCUACACCUCGGGCAGCACGGGUGUGCCCAAGGGAGUGCGUCUGCCGCACGAGAGCAUCCUCAAUCGGCUCCAGUGGCAGUGGGCCACCUUUCCGUAUACCGCCAACGAGGCGGUGAGCGUUUUCAAGACGGCCCUAACCUUCGUGGACUCGAUCGCCGAGCUCUGGGGUCCGUUGAUGUGUGGCCUGGCCAUUCUGGUGGUGCCCAAGGCAGUGACCAAGGAUCCCCAGCGAUUGGUGACCCUGCUAGAGCGUUAUAAGAUCAGGCGUCUCGUACUGGUGCCCACUCUCCUUCGCUCGCUGCUCAUGUAUCUGAAGAUGGAGGGAGGUGGAGCUGCCCAGAAACUGCUGUACAAUCUUCAGAUUUGGGUCUGCUCCGGAGAACCACUAUCCGUUUCCCUGGCCAGCAGCUUCUUCGACUACUUUGACGAGGGCGUGCACCGGCUGUACAACUUUUACGGAUCCACGGAGGUAUUGGGCGAUGUCACCUACUUUGCGUGCGAGAGCAAGAAGCAACUGAGUUUGUACGAUAAUGUGCCCAUAGGCAUUCCUCUGUCGAAUACCGUGGUCUAUUUGCUGGAUGCCGACUAUCGUCCAGUGAAGAACGGCGAAAUUGGGGAGAUCUUUGCUUCGGGUCUUAACUUGGCCGCUGGUUAUGUCAACGGACGUGAUCCGGAGAGGUUCUUGGAGAAUCCUCUGGCUGUGGAGAAGAAAUACGCCCGGUUGUACCGCACAGGAGACUACGGAUCCCUGAAGAACGGCAGCAUCAUGUACGAGGGACGCACCGACUCCCAGGUGAAAAUCCGUGGACAUCGCGUCGAUCUGUCAGAGGUGGAGAAGAACGUGGCCGAGCUACCGCUGGUGGAUAAGGCCAUUGUUCUGUGCUACCAUGCUGGUCAGGUGGAUCAGGCUAUCCUGGCCUUCGUCAAGCUGCGCGAUGAUGCCCCCAUGGUCACCGAGAUGCAAAUGGAGGCACGUCUUAAGGAUAAACUGGCCGACUACAUGACGCCGCAGGUGGUCAUCCUGGAGCAUGUUCCAUUGCUGGUCAACGGCAAGGUGGAUCGCCAGGCGCUGCUCAAGACCUAUGAGACGGCCAACAACAACGAGGGUGACUCCAGCAUUGUCCUCGACUUUGACUACUCGCAGGUUCCUGAGGAUCUGAAGCUAACGGCUCGGGAUCUCUUCGAAACAGUGGGCGGCGUGAUUGGACGCUCCACCAGAGCAACCCUCGCUCCGCACAGUAACUUCUACGAGUUGGGCGGCAACUCGCUGAACUCCAUUUUUACGGUGACGCUGCUGCGCGAGAAGGGCUACAACAUCGGCAUUUCCGAGUUCAUUGCGGCCAAGAAUCUGGGCGAGAUCAUCGAGAAGAUGGCGGCCAACCAUGAUGCAGUGCAGCUGGAGGAGGAAUCCUUGAAUGCUUGUCCGCAUUUGAAGAUGGAGGCGGUGCCGCUACGCCUGGAGCACCGCCAGGAAGUCAUCGACAUCAUUGUGGCUAGCUUCUAUAACAAGGCCGACCUGGAGCAGUGGCUCAAGCCCGGAGUUUUGAGAACCGACUACAGCGAUAUUCUGAACGAUAUCUGGAAUGUGCUGGUGGAGCGGGAGCUAAGUUUCGUGGUAUACGAUACCAACACGGAUCGCAUUAUUGGCACAGCGUUGAACUUUGAUGCACGGAACGAGCCCGAGGUGGACAUCAAAUCCAAGCUGCUCAUUGUCUUCGAGUUCCUGGAGUUUUGCGAGGGUCCCAUCAGGGAUAACUACCUGCCCAAGGGGCUCAACCAAAUCCUGCACUCCUUCAUGAUGGGCACCGCCGAGAAGCUGAAUCCCCGCGAGAACAUCGCCUGCAUGCACUUCAUGGAGCAUGAGGUGCUGCGGGUGGCCCGCGAGAAGCAGUUCGCCGGCAUCUUCACCACCAACACCAGUCCGCUGACGCAGCAGCUGGCGGAUGUCUACCACUACAAGACGCUCCUCAACUUCCAGGUGAACGAGUACGUGCACUCAGACGGCAGCCGUCCAUUCGGCGAUGCACCGGACGAGCAGCGCGCCAUUGUCCACUGGAAGGAGGUGGCCAAGUAGGACGACCACCCGGUGGACGUGUCCCCAAACCAGAUCUGCAGCGAAUUUAUCCCGCACCACGUAUUAUAUAGUUAACUAGCAUAGCCUGCCACCUAGUACUAGCCCUAGGCAUAGUGUAACUUAGCGAGAAGUUUCGUAAGUUUGUGUUGACUAGUUGUAAGCCUUUGAUUUCCAGACAAUUAAAUAC
Messenger RNA from Drosophila mauritiana, 3111 nucleotides. RefSeq names its product mycosubtilin synthase subunit C (gene e). The transcript has 7 exons. NCBI's taxonomy places the organism in Eukaryota, Metazoa, Arthropoda, Insecta, Diptera, Drosophilidae. The coding region runs from base 285 to 2924 and encodes 879 amino acids. The record is from RefSeq and is a predicted model, not a curated record.